AUGGCGAGCGGCCUGGGAAUCAUGGGCCCAGCCUCGCGCCCCUCGACGAGCACUUCCAAGUCCAAGUUCCAGCUCCCCAGCAGCUCCUCGUCGAGCUCCGCCGACCACGACCCAGCCAACCUCGACGGCGACGACGCCUUCGACCCAGACGCGCCCCUGCCCUUCCCGACCGCCCUGUCGCGCCGCGACUUCCUCGCCCCAGACUUCAACGCAGCGUCCUACCUGUCGUCGCUGUUCCCAUCGGGGUCCUCCGACACAGACGACACGGGCCUGGGCGCGGGCACCGCCGCGCACCGGCACCAGACGCUCGAGGACCUGCGGGCGGAGCUGCGGGAGCGCAGCAGCGCCAUCAGCGCGGAGCUGCUGGAGCUGGUCAACGCCAACUACGCGGCGUUCCUGGGGCUCGGGGACGGGCUGCGGGGCGGCGGCGAGCGGGCCGAGGACGUGCGUGUCGCGCUGCUGGGCUUCCGCCGCCAGGUCGAGGACGUCCAGGCCCGCGUCCGGGGGCGGAGGGAGGACGUGCAGCGGUCCGGCGCGGAGCUGCGGGCGGUGCGCGGCGAGGUUGAGGCCGGGAGGCGCAUGCUGGAGCUCGAUGAGCGGUGUGGCGUGCUGCUUGGCAAGUUGGAAGGGGCCGGGAUUGAGGAAGAGGAUGGCGAUGAAGACAGUGACGGCGUAGAUGAUGAGGUGGAGAGGUUGGUUGAGAUGGCGAGGGAGUACAAUGCUAUCAUCAACCUGGCCGAUGCCCUUGGUCGGGACCUGCCGUUUGUCAGGAAGAUGGAGGAGAAGAUCACGAGAUGCAGGAACACAUUGCUGGUGGAUCUGGGUACAUCACUGAAAGAGGCGCGGAAAACAGGCGAGAAGGAGAGGACCGUCAGACUAUUGGGGGUGUAUCGAAUACUGGGCGCAUACUCAGAGGGAGUCAAGGUACUCAAGGAGAAAUAA
Molecule: messenger RNA, 942 nt
Organism: Diaporthe amygdali
Lineage: Eukaryota; Fungi; Ascomycota; Sordariomycetes; Diaporthales; Diaporthaceae
Exons: 1
Coding region: 1-942 (313 amino acids)
Biological process (GO): Golgi organization; intra-Golgi vesicle-mediated transport; protein transport
Cellular component (GO): membrane; COG complex
Source: RefSeq, a predicted model, not a curated record